Messenger RNA from Saitoella complicata NRRL Y-17804, 807 nucleotides. RefSeq lists its product as uncharacterized. NCBI's taxonomy places the organism in Eukaryota, Fungi, Ascomycota, Saitoellomycetes, Saitoellales, Saitoellaceae. The transcript has a single exon. The record is from RefSeq and is a predicted model, not a curated record. Bases 1 to 807 code for a protein of 268 amino acids.
AUGUCCCGCUCAACCCGUGACUGGACCGCCGAAAAGACCGCCAAACAAGAACAGCUCCCCUUCGGCCUCGUCAGCCGUGUCGACGGAGAUCAACGGUUGAAGGACCCGAAAGUGCAGGAGGAGUUUUGGUCAACGUUUAUACAGGCUCGAUAUCAGGCUGAACUAUUCAAACUUCUGGCGAAGGAAGGGGAUGAGUUGUCGGGUGCAUUGUCAGAGCUGUCUCUGGAUGUCGAGAGUGGGAAGGCAAGCACAGGGGAGAAGGCAGUGAUGGGGAUUUUAGCAGACCUCCGCAAACUCCGUGAAGGCAUACUCGCAUCUCACCGACACGACGCCUUCGCCCUCACGAUCUACGAAGCCAACGUACGGCUCGCUGUGUUGGCAGGGAAGGCUGAGCAUUGUUUGCCUGCGUUGAGGGGCUUGGUGUUUGGGUUGGGGCGUGAGGGGAGGGGGGAGUUCGAGGAGAUGUAUCUACUCCACCUCGUCUGCAGUUUCGAGUUUCAGGAGUUUUAUUCUACCACCGCGCAGUUGAAGUUGCGGAAGACGCUCGCAAACCACCUUGCACACGCCCUCAUUCACUCCAACUACAUCUCAUAUUGGCGUUUAUACACCGCUGCAAACCCGUAUCAGAGGGCUAUCAUGCGGAGAGCAGAACCACGAAUGAGGGAGAGGUGUCUAGAUGUUGUUGGGAAGGUUUAUUAUACUGUGGAUGUGCAGGAUUUGGGGAGGUGGACGAAUGAGGCGUGGAGGGGGAAGGGCUGGAGGGAGGAGGGGGGUAAGGCUGUUGUGAGGGAGGUUAGACGGAAGUGA